Molecule: messenger RNA, 1994 nt
Organism: Branchiostoma belcheri (Belcher's lancelet)
Lineage: Eukaryota; Metazoa; Chordata; Leptocardii; Amphioxiformes; Branchiostomatidae
Product: regucalcin-like
Exons: 8
Coding region: 453-1355 (300 amino acids)
Biological process (GO): L-ascorbic acid biosynthetic process
Molecular function (GO): gluconolactonase activity; enzyme regulator activity; calcium ion binding
Source: RefSeq, a predicted model, not a curated record
UUGGCACGGUGCCCUUGGUCAGUUAAAAUUUCCUGUAGCGCUAUAGCAUCGUCUUCCAUCCCGAAAGAGCUAAAGCAAAACAUACGCGUACAACAAGACGAUUCAAAGAUUGCGUUCACUUAAUUUCGGCUGGUGAAAGGAUUUGCAAUUACUAAAUUGGGUAACUAGUUACAUGCCAAACUCCCAGGGCAAUAGACUCGAAAAUCUUGUCGAACCAGGCCUAGGAAAGCUACCAACGUCUGUUCGGGACAUUUGACAACUGUUUCCAACCCUUUCCCUGCUCAUUUCCUCACUUGUUGGGAGCCCUGCCUAUCGCUCCAAAAUCACAAGGCCUCUAAACUUCUUUAAACCAACCACUUGGCAAACUACACCUGAGAAGAACUUCUUUUCCUUGCUUUUAAAGUUGUACGUUCUGCCUGGCAAGAUACUCUGCAGAAGUCACUCCCAGCGCCAUGUCCGUGUCGGUGGCUGUCAUGGCUGUAGAAGAGCCCGGGACGCUUCUGGAGGGUCCCCACUGGGACGGCCGCACGGGGGCGCUGCUGUACGUUGAUAUCCACGAGAAACACGUUCACCGCUGGGACCCCGUCACGAAACACAGGGACACGUACGACACAGAUUGCAUGGUAGGUGCUGUGGUCCCAAGGGAAUCAGGAGGGGCUGUAGUGGCCGCUGGGACCAAGUUUGCCUUCCUAGACUUCGAGACCAGACAGCUGACCACUGUUGCAACCGUGGACCAGGACAGGCCUUUGAAUCGGUUCAACGAUGGGAAGUGUGAUGCUGCCGGCAGGUUUUGGGCUGGCACCAUGGGUCAUGAGCCUGUCCCAGCAAAACCUGAACGUAAAGUUGGAUCCCUGUACUGCCUUCAGACAGAUGGCAAUGUCACAAAGGCAUUUAAUGAAGUUGACAUCUCUAACGGUCUGGCCUGGACAUCAGACAACUCCACCAUGUACUACAUAGACUCACUCCGCUUCAGCGUGGAUGCCUUUGACUUUGACAUGACCACUGGAACACCGAGCAACCGUCGUCCAGUGGUAACCUUUAAAGAAGAAGUAGACGGCAUACCUGAUGGCAUGUGCAUCGACACUGAGGGAAAGCUGUGGGUAGCCAUGUUUAAUACAGGACAGGUGAUACAGGUGGAUCCAAACACAGGUACGCAGCUUCGUUCCGUCAAGUUCCCAGCACCCCGCACCACCUCCUGCUGUUUCGGAGGCCCUAACCUUGACGUCAUGUAUGUGACAAGUGCAAGGACGGGCUACUCUGCCGAGGACAUCCAAAAGUAUCCCCUGUCAGGCUGCCUGUUCCAAGUGACCGGGCUGGGAGCCAGGGGCACCCCCGGGCUGUGCUACAAUGGUUGAACCCAUUGUGGCAGCUCAGGCCUGAGCUCUACUAGGCUUUGUAAGUGGCUGGAAAGAGUAGAAAUCAGCCAAAUAAACAGAUAACAUGCAUGGGGAGUUAGUCUGCUAAAGGAGUACAGUAGGACACUCCCUUUUAUAGCAGACCAACUCCCUUGGUAUGUUCUCUGUCAAAUUGAAAGUAGAGGUAGAGGCUUGGUGGUAGCAGGUAGAUCUCUUCAAGAAAGGAUUAAAAAUGAUCACAAUUGUUGCUAUGUCUCUAUAUAAGAAUGUCCACAAAGUGUUGUUGAAUUUCUUGCCAAAAGCAAUCAGACAAGUGAAGCCAUAUCCCUUCAGUGUUUGUAACUCAAGAUACUUUAAUUUGAUUCAUGCAGACUUCUGUGCAGAAAUACUGAUACAUGGCAGGUGGUUUUUGUACCGUAUUGAAACAGUUAAUUAUAAGAAUGUUUAACUUUGUAUUGUAAAAAAUGUUCUACCAAAUUAUAUAGGCAGAUGUAUUGAAAUAGAUAUCAACAUUGCUUGAUACACAACAAACAUACAUGGUAUCAUAAUAUAAGCUGUUUAAGAAAAAUGAACAUAAAGUGUGCAUGUGGAAGGCAUCUAGGCCCCACUUGUUGCUUCCACAACAAACUUGCCAGUAUU